Peromyscus leucopus (white-footed mouse) is the source of this 1396-nucleotide messenger RNA. RefSeq lists its product as uncharacterized. Lineage: Eukaryota; Metazoa; Chordata; Mammalia; Rodentia; Cricetidae. Gene Ontology annotation, molecular function: structural constituent of ribosome. The record is from RefSeq and is a predicted model, not a curated record. Gene Ontology annotation, cellular component: ribosome; cytosolic large ribosomal subunit. Gene Ontology annotation, biological process: translation.
AUGAAAAAGGAAAUGAAGUCAGAACAAAGGGAGGAAACAGAUGUGCAGAGACCAUCUGGAGAAAAUGGCUACUCGGGUUGUCGGAGAGACAACUCCACAGAAACCAUCGACGUAAUAAACUUCCUGAUCCUCCGCUCCGUGUCUGGUGUUAAACGUGGCAGCUUCCCUCCGUGGUCCGGCCCAGGCCGGAUCUGCGCCCCCGAGCUCCGCCGAGUUGGAAGCCGCCCACGUGGGAAGGCCCAGCUGCAUUUCCGCCCUGCACUGCGCUCGCACCUCCCAGCCCCUGCUCGCGCUACCGCUCCACAGCCACUAGGUGGCGCCUGCGCUCUAGUGGGCGCCUGUCUGGAGCCGGCGAGGGAGACAGAUGGAACCAGAGUCGUAGGGUUCCGGGGACUGGAAGACAGCGCCGGCAGCCAAGUCAGGUGUCCUGCUCUAUCACUCAGUUUGAAAAACUGGAUCCCUUCCUUUGUGGGUGGCGGCGAACGCAGACGGAGCUCCCUGAAGACUUCAGACACACUUCCGGAGUACAAGGUGGUGGGGUGCUGUUUGCCAGCUAAGUGCCACACACCACCCCUGUACCAAAUGUGCGUCUUCGCACCCAACCAUGUGGUAGCCAAGUUCCGCUUCUGGCGUUUCCCGUCGCCACUGAAGAUGAAGGAGUCAUCAGGGGAGACAGUAGACUGCAGGCAGGUGUUUGAGAAGUUGCUGCUCCGGGCGAAGAACUUCAGCAUCUGGCUACGCCAUGGCUCCCGCGGUUGCACACACAACCUGUACCGAGAGUAUCCGUACCUGACUGUGGCUGGCGACAUCUCACAGUGUCACCAAGACAUGGGGGGCCGGCACUGUGCCCAUGUGCGCUCCCUCCAGAUCAUGAAGGUGGAAGAGACUGAAGAAGGCAAGUCCUGCCCACUGGCCAUCAAGCAGUUCCGCAACUCCAAGAUCAAGUUCCUGUGGCCUCGCCUGGGGUUGCAGCUCCAGCACAAGCCGUGCUUCGCCACCAAGAGGCUCAACGCUUUCUUCAAGACCCAGAGACCUCCCCCCACUCCCCAGAGAGAGUCGAAGAAGAAAAGAAGAGGAAGAAGAGAAGGAAGGGAGGGAGGGAAGGAAGAAAGGGGGAAAAAACUGGUCAAGUAAAUCCAACAUGUGGCACCCAGCUACUUAAGGGACUAGGACCUUUUGAGCCAUCAGUUCAGGACCAGCCUGCCUACAUAGUAAAUCAAUUCUCAUUUAUAUUCAUUCUGUCUCUGUCUCUCUUUCCUCAUUCUCUCCUUUCUCCCCCCAGUGCUGGGGAUGGAAUCCUGGGCCUUAGGAAUGCUAGGCAAGUGUUCUUCCAUUUAGUCACACUUCCAACCACCCAGCUACUCUUUUUCUCUCUUUAAAAACCUUUAUUCAUUUG